This is a messenger RNA of Tilletiopsis washingtonensis, 2805 nucleotides long. RefSeq names its product WD40 repeat-like protein. NCBI's taxonomy places the organism in Eukaryota, Fungi, Basidiomycota, Exobasidiomycetes, Entylomatales. The transcript has 7 exons. Gene Ontology annotation, biological process: transcription initiation at RNA polymerase II promoter. Gene Ontology annotation, molecular function: protein binding; RNA polymerase II general transcription initiation factor activity. Gene Ontology annotation, cellular component: transcription factor TFIID complex. Bases 1 to 2718 code for a protein of 905 amino acids. The record is from RefSeq and is a predicted model, not a curated record.
AUGUCUGGCACGGCUGCGGGCAGCUCGUCGGCGCGCGCCUCGCCUGCGCCGCCGCCGCCGCCCGCCGCCGCCAAUGGCGCCUCGCACGCGCCCUCGCCGCACGCGCCCGCCGCCGAGGGCGCCGCCGACCUCGCCUCCAUCCAGGCGUACCUGCAGGCACGCGGCUACAACCGCGCCCUCACCGCGCUCAAUGCCGAGCUCGCCGCGCUGCCGGCCGGUGCGCCCCCUGCUGCCGCUCUUGCCGGUGCUGCACCGCUCAGCGCCGCCGAGCUGGCGGCCAAGAAUGCGCCGCGCGACGCCCGCGCCGCACCCGCCGCCGCCGAGGCGCCGCGCAAGAAGGGCGACAAUGCCGGCGACAAGGAGCGCGCCGCCGCGCGCGAGCUGGCGCGCGACUGCGACGACCGCGAGCGCGGCUUCCAGGCGCUGCGCGCGUGGUGCCAGGGCAGCCUCGAGAGCUACCUGCCGGAGCUGCAGCCGCUGCUGCUCCCGCUCUUCGUCCACUCCUUUCUUGAUCUCGUCGAGGCCGGCAGCGGUAGUGCAGCGGCCGCGCUGUACUCGCGCCAUUCGGCCCUCUUUCUGCCGCUGCAGCUGCCGCUCCUGUCGCACCUGCGCGCGCUCAGCCUGCCGUCGCACGUCGCCGGCGACGCGCUGGCGCAGCGCUUCCGCAGCGAGCGCUACGUGCUCAAGAUGUCGGCCGUCGUCUUUGGCCUCCUGCUUGGCUGGCUCACCGACGGCGGCGGGCCCGUGGCGGGCGCGGGUGCGGCCGAGGGCCUGGGCAAGGGCACGCGCGAGAUGCGCGGCCGCACAGAGAUGCUGCGCAUCAUCAACGAGCGCUGCCGGCUGCAGGUCAUCCAGAAGCCGCCGCAUGCGCUCACCUCUACGCUUCUCGAGGAGGGCACUGGACUGACAGGCGCCGGCCCGUCGUUCUCGUCCUUCGACAGCACGCCGCGCUCUCUGCUCUCGUCGCACAUGUCGGCUCCGGCGCUGACGGAGCGCGAUGCCGUCGCCGAGUACAACUCCAACGCCGCCGGGCCGCAUCUGAAGCUCGGCGGGCAGGUGCCGCUGAGCGAGCGCUUGAAGAAGGAGGUCGAGCGGGAGAUCAAGGAGGAGGACAUGCGUGAGGAGGCGGCGCGGCAAAAGAAGGAGCAGGAGGACAAGGGCGGCGAGGCGGCGCCGCCUGCGGACGCCGACGCCAUGAAGGUGGAUGCGCCGUCGGCAGGCGCGGACGGCACGGCGACCGGAGCUGCGGCGGCCGCUUCGCCGAACACGGCCGGCGACAAGGCCGGCACGCCUUCACGCGAGAGUGCACGGCCUUCUCCCGGGCCAGGGCGCGCAUCCACCGUCGCACCGACGACGGCACCGGCCACGACCACCACCGUCUCGUCCGGCCUGCUGCAGCCCGAGUUCACCGACCUGCCGCCGCAGCCGCCGCUCUUCCGCAGCGUCGACGUGGACCGCGAGGUCAGCCGCAUCCGUGACGCGCGGAAAGCCCUGCGAUUGGGCGAGGCUGCUGCGGUCACACCCGCUGGUGACGACGUGCGCACCGCGGCGCUGCCGAGCGUCUGCAGCUUCACAUAUCACGAUGCAGAGGACGGCCUGACCUGCUCUACAUUCUCCGCCGACGCGAGCCUGAUGGCUGCGGGCUUCGAAGAGAGCUACGUGCAAGUAUGGUCUCUGAAGGGCGAGCCAUUGCGAGGCCUCAAGGAGAACUUCGAGCAGAGUAACAUCCGCGACGCGCGCUCAUUGCGCAAGAACCGCGAGAGCACCACGCAGACCACGCGCAAGCUCAUCGGCCACAGCGCCCCCGUGUACGGCGUGUCCUUCGACCCCAUCGCCGGCACCGCCGCGCCGCCACGGCAUCUGCUGAGCUGCAGCGGCGACGGCAGCGCGCGGCUGUGGUCGCUCGACACCUUCUCAGCGCUGGUGGCCUACCGCGGGCACCAAGGGCCGGUGUGGAACGUCGAGUGGAGCCCGCUAGGGACCUACUUCGCGACUGCCAGCGCAGACCGCACGGCGCGGCUGUGGAGCACGGAGCGCAUCACGCCGCUGCGCAUGUAUGCCGGGCACCUGAGCGACGUCGAGUGCCUCAACUUCCACCCCAACUCGCUCUACCUCGCGACGGGCUCGUCCGACCGCACCUGCCGCCUGUGGGACGUGCAGCGCGGCGCGUGCGUGCGGCUCUUCGUCGGGCACCAGUCGCCGAUCUCGUGCGUGCGCAUCUCGCCCGACGGGCGGUAUCUGGCCUCGGCGGGCGCGGGCAAUGCGCCCUUCCGCCUCGGCGCCACGGCCGCCGGCGACGACGCAGCCAUCAGCCUCUGGGACCUCUCGAGCGGGCGGCGCGUCAAGAAGAUGUGGGGCCACCGCGCGCGCGUGCUCGACCUCGACUUCAGCACCGACGGCGGCAUGCUCAUGUCGUCGGGGUCGGACUGCACCGUGCGCUGCUGGGACGUGCGCAGCGCCGGCGGCGAGCGCACCGACGUGGCCGUGCCCGGCAGCCUCGAGGCGCAGCAGGCCGCCGUGGCCGGCAUCGAUGCGGCCGACCGGAGCGCCGCAUUGGCCAUGCCUGCCGCCGUCGGCGCACAGCUCACCUCCGACGAGCGCGACUCGAGCCGCGACUGUCUCGCGACCUUCUAUACCAAGCGGACGCCCAUGCUCGACGUGCAUGUCACGCCGCGCAACCUGGUGCUCACCGCGGGCGCGUACGAUGCCAGCAUAUGACGAAUGCAUGCCCUCUCGCAGCAGCUCCUCCGGCGCGGUGUCUGACGUGCCUGCAUUGCAUCGGUGUUCGUGAAGAGACGUUCGUGG